Messenger RNA from Labrus mixtus (cuckoo wrasse), 1323 nucleotides. RefSeq names its product histone H1.0-B. The coding region runs from base 257 to 850 and encodes 197 amino acids. The transcript has a single exon. Gene Ontology annotation, biological process: negative regulation of DNA recombination; nucleosome assembly; chromosome condensation. Gene Ontology annotation, cellular component: nucleus; nucleosome. Gene Ontology annotation, molecular function: structural constituent of chromatin; nucleosomal DNA binding; double-stranded DNA binding. Lineage: Eukaryota; Metazoa; Chordata; Actinopteri; Labriformes; Labridae. The record is from RefSeq and is a predicted model, not a curated record.
CGAGGCGCCUGUGGAAUAAGACACUUAAGAGAUCCGGCAAAACUGACACGCUUUCUGUCCGGACAAUUACAGCAACAUUUUGUUCUACCCCAAAAGCAGAAAUUGUGGUGUUGUCUUUGAGUGGAAAGCUUUAUUUGCGCUUGUGCCAUCUUUAUAUUUCUCUUUCCUGACACUCCUCUGCACCAGCUGAGUCGGGUGGCGUUACACCUCCUAGACUUUUUUUUCUCCCUGCACAACUUGUUGUUAAAAGGUGACCAUGGCAGAGACAUCGGCAGCUCCUGCCAAAGCUAAAAAGGCAGCCAAGCCGAAGAAACCUGCUUCACAUCCCAAGUACUCGGAGAUGAUUGUAGCAGCGAUCGUUCACGACGGGGGCCGGAGUGGAGCGUCCCGUCAGUCCAUUCAGAAGUACGUGAGGAAGAACUACAAGGUGGGCGACAACGUCGACGUGCAGAUCAAACUAUCCCUGAAGAGGAUGGUGGCAAGCGGUGUGCUUCGCCACACCAAAGGCAUCGGUGCGUCCGGAUCAUUCAGGCUGGCCAAACCAGAGGACUCCAAGAAACCAGCAAAGGUGACAGCAGCAGCAGCAGCCAAACCAAAGAAGGCUACGAAGCCCUCCAAAGCCAAGAAGGUGGCUAAGCCUAAGAAGGUGACAAAGACGCCCGAAAAAGCCAAGAAGGUAGCUCAAAAGAAAGUAAAAAAGGUCGCAAAGAAGCCGGUACCAGCAAAAAAAACACCGAAGAAAACAAAGGCAGCCAAGCCAAAGGCAAAGCCAAAGCCAAAACAAGCAAAGGCAGCCAAGCCCAAGGCAAAGCCGACCAAGAAGGCAGCGAAACCAGCAAAAAAGAAGUAAAAGGACAAUAUCAGAAAGUCACUGUAAAUACUUAUGGAAAUGUUUUCGUAUAUGUAUUAUUUUUGUAAGGUCUAAUGCAAACUUGCUGAUUUUACCAAGUUGUUUCUUCAUUGCACUAUUGCCUAUAGAUGCUGUAGAGAUUCUUGUGGGCGUUGUAUUUCGCGUUAAUAAUGCUAUUCAUUUCAUUCUGAUCCUUGGAUACAUGUUGGCUGAAAAGGAGAAAAAAUAUAUACUGUACAACUUCUGAAUAGUAAUUGUUAAUGCACGGGGUCAUACUGAAACUACAAAGUGUGUCCUUGUGGAGCCCGUGGACUGUGGACGUCAGCAAGACUUUCUCAAAGGCUCUGUCAAUCAAGCUCUAUUCUGUAUAUUUUCUCAUGUUCAUACAACUCAUAAUAUGGAGAAAAAACACCAUUGUGUUUGUUCACUUUAAAAGACUGUUUAUACUGAUAUUAAUAAACCAUUGUCUUCUU